Molecule: messenger RNA, 3634 nt
Organism: Phoenix dactylifera (date palm)
Lineage: Eukaryota; Viridiplantae; Streptophyta; Magnoliopsida; Arecales; Arecaceae
Source: RefSeq, a predicted model, not a curated record
AGUCUAAUGCGUUUGCUGGAACUCGGAAUUGUUUUUUGUCUCAAUUCUGUCGAUUGGUAUGCUUAGUUAGUUCUAUAGAAUGAAUUUUCCUUAAAUUUGCAUUGAAUAUCCUCUUGUCGAUCUCUGAAUCGAACUGCUUAUUUGAGUUCUAGAAGAAUGUUGCAAGAUUUUCCCUUCACUUCCUUCUGAUAUGAGGGAAAAAUAAACCAAUUUUUGUCUCUGUUAUCGGUGGGGAGCUUUGGGUAUCUUAGUCUCCUAUUCCUUCGAUUUAUCUAGAUACAGCCUCUGUGAUCUUGGAGCAAAGGAGGAAUUUAUCCAGUUGCCCAGUUUCGUAGGCUUCUAAGGUUUCUUUUCCAUAAAUGAUCUUGUUUAUAAGAAAGGCAACAAGCUGUGAUCCCACGUCGCCCUGCUCCCAUUUCCAUUGGCAUUGUGUUUCAGUUGUUCAUGGCUUUAUGUAAUGGAUGCAGUACUUCAAUUGACUGCUGUGGUUUUAUACAUGCACUUCAAUUUGCCCAUGCACUUCAAUUGGUGUUUUAUUGAACCAUCCUCAGUAUUUCUUUUUGCAUUACGGAUCCGACUACUUUACAUGCACAUUCUCUCAAGAUCACUUAUCACUUCAUUUAAUAUAAACUAGAUUUCAAAAGUUGACUGCUGUCUUGUCCCCUCCACAUUUGAUUCAAUCUUCAUUAUGGAAUUCUAGUAGGAUUCAUAGUGUUUUAGUCUUCUUAUGUCAAAUAGGAUUCCUUUUAGGCAAGACAUAUCGAGGUUAGGGCUUUCCAUUGCUCUUAUGUAUAUAGACAUCUUAAUUAGUCUAAAAUCUGGAGACCAUUUAAUCUGUCUUAUACUCUGACUCACAUGUUACAGAGCUUGUUUUUUGGUAAGAUCAGAACAAACUGAAAGGCUUGGAGGAGAGGAUAGAUGCCAAUUUUCUUCAUUGGAAUGUCUGUUUAAAUUUUUGGCUUAUAUAUUUGGAGCCUUCAGACAACCAUGGAGGGCAGUUCCACUAAAUUCCGGGUUGUGAGAUGCCCAAAAUGCCUCAAACUUCUGGUGGAAUAUGCUGAUACUCCAGUAUACCAGUGUGGUGGAUGCAGCACGGUCCUUCGAGCCAAAAAUAGUACUGCUGCUGGAGAAAAUGUUAACACAAAAUCAACCGAAACCAAUAAUUCUGAGAGUCUUGCAGACAAUGGCUUCUCAGAUAAUGGAUCAACCUCUUCUGUGAAACAAAUGAUUGCAUGCUCCACAAGUGCGCACUCUUCGGAGUUGGAGCGCGAGGAAAAGGAAACCAUGCUUUCAAACAUCUACUCCUCUUAUUCAAGUGCAGAACAUAAUCAGCAAGAGGAUGGAGAAACCUCUGGUAAAGAAAAUGGUUCAAAUACCAAUCAACUUGCUGUCAGAAGUGAUGCAUCCCAGAGCCAACCAGAUGAAGGCUUUCAUUCUAAAACUGAGGUGGAGGAAUCUCUGGAGCGACUUCAGCAACAUUCAGGGAGCUCAAAGGUAAUGAAUAAAGUGGAAGAACCUCCUGACUCCAGCCAGAGUGUUGCCUCUGAGGAGGAUACGGUUGAAAGAGGAUCCGGUGACGGCCUUGACCUUAGUUACUCUCAAGAUUAUGAUGGCAGUAUAUCUUCUUCUGAUGCUGGGUGCAACAAUCGCACCCGGGAGAGAUUUCUGCGUCGAUCUGGAAGAACUUUUAAACAACCCAAAGUUUUGGAUAUGGCUGAUAUCAAAGGAAAGCGAGGGAGCCAAAUGACAAUUGAUGUUGAAGCAGACCUUCAGGUCAGCAGGACCCUCUCAUCAAAAUUAUCAAAUGAGAGGCAUGGCUCCGAUAUCAUGAGGAGCUUUAAUAUGAAGAGAGAUGAAUUCUCUUCCAAAUAUGGGAUGUAUGAACUAGACAAAGAGACCUCCUUUCAUUCUGAAGAUUUUCAUUCAGUACAGAACUGGAUGGAACCAGAAAAUGGACCUACAGGUUCUCCAUCAAGAGGAUCGCAUUUCCAACAUGAUUUUUCCAACAGCAAAUCAUCAAAACACCUCAGAUAUGACAGAGUGAAUUCAUUAAGGAAUAUGGAUGAAUUAAAAAAACUUGUUCAUGGAUUUUGGGAUCAAAGAACAGAAGGGAGAAAACCUUACUUCAGAGGCACUGAUUGCGAGCAGCAAUUCUAUCACAAGUCCAAGAACCAACCUCCUCAGUAUUUUAAAUCAAACUUACUUCACCGUCCACCUGAUGCACUUUAUGGCCCGAGACAGAUUACAUCCCAACAGUAUCAGUUCUCGCAAAUGGCUUUCUCCGGAGAGCCCUGCUGUUCCUGUUUGCAUAGCCGUCUGGAAGACCAACGACUGCAGUUGCAGAGCAACCGCUGUAUUGAUGAUAUAUGUAGAGCUCAUGCCUACACGCUGUGCUCCCAUUCUUCAGCAGCUGGAAGCUCACGUACGCUUGACCAUGAGCAGGAGCUGUUGCGUUACAAUGAGAAAAGGAAGCCCAAAAAGAACCAUUGCCGGCCUAUCUCCGGGGGUGCUCCUUUCAUCAUCUGCUGCAAUUGCUUCGAAUUGCUUCAGCUACCAGCUGAUUUUCUCGUAUUGAGGAGGAGACUGCAUAAGCUGCAAUGUGCUGCCUGUUCCAAAGUUCUUGCACUAUCAUUUCCUGCUAAAGCUUGCAUUAGCCCUCUGGCUCCUCCUAUCAAGGAGGUGCAUCUACACGCCGAGGAGGCCGAUCGCACGCUGCAUAUCUCGAGAAAUUCUUCUGCAGGAAAAAAUGUCAAGCAGACCUCAGGGUCACAACUUCAUCGGCUCAUGGGGUACUCUUCAGCUAGUGAGCUACUAUAUCGACGUUGGGAUAUUGAUGGAGGUUAUGAAAGCAUUUAGAAUAUCUGUGGUACCUAAUUCUGACAGACCUUCUCGGGAAAGCAUGCAAUCGAUGGAUCGAGCAAGUGACGAAUGUGUCUUUCAUGUCAUGAGCAAAUAGGACCUUGUACUGAUCCAGAGGUUCUUUGCUUUAUGAUGGACUGGUGAAAGAGGCUACAAGGGAGUUGACGCAUGAACUGGCGAGCGUGAAAUUGCAAGUUCAUGCAGAUGAAAGUACUAUCCCAGAUCCUUGAUAUCCCAGAUUCUUGUUAGCUUUUGUGCAUAGAUGAUUAAAAACCAUUUGUGAAUAGAUAAUCAAAAACAAUCUCUCCCUCUUCACUUAGAGACUAUCUGAAUGAUACAAUUUUUUCAGCUCAUGUCUGCGUCAUUAUUUUUUUUUUUCUCUUAUAUAUUGGCAAAUCUUCCUUCAUGGAAUUCUCGGCUUUCACAACUAUAGUAUUGCCUUCUCUGAAAGGUACUUCGUGUGAAAGGCCCUUGCGUUUGGCCAUUUGAUGGUACCAUGCUAGCUUCCAUCCCCUAAAGUAGAAUUUAUAGUUGAGAUCACAAACAAGCUGCAUUGCUUGAGGUUGUUUCACUUCAUAUGACAAGCGUAUUUCUCCAGUGUCCUGAAAACUUGCAUUACCAGGUAAAACGGUUAUUGUCAAGACUGUCUGAUUAAACUUUAAGAAUUCGACUUUUUAUAGGAAAAGAGUUAACUGAUUGGAUAAUUUAUGAGGACGUCAGCUCAUACAAUAGUUUGACUACAUAGUUUGAUGACAGUGCUGUGUGUAACCAGCCA